UCUCAUAUUUUGGUACUUCUUCAAGUCAAUAACUAAAAAAAUCUAGAAAUGUUCCUACGCUUCCUGCUGCUUGCCAGCAUGUAUCUCUCCUUUCGCUGAGUUCGUAGUAAGUACUUGACAGAAGAAAUUGCAACCAAGUGAAUUAAAAUGGGAAGAGCUCCAUGUUGCUCUAAAGUUGGUCUGUAUAGAGGUCCAUGGACUACUAAAGAAGACACAUUGCUCAUUAACUAUAUCCAGGCACAUGGUGAAGGUCAUUGGAGGUCUUUGCCUAAGAAAGCUGGGUUACUUAGAUGUGGGAAGAGUUGCAGGCUAAGAUGGAUGAACUACCUUCGGCCUGAUAUCAAGAGAGGGAACAUCACUCCUGAUGAGGAUGACCUUAUCAUCCGUCUGCAUUCUCUUCUUGGCAACCGUUGGUCUCUCAUUGCGGGAAGGUUGCCAGGCCGAACUGACAAUGAGAUCAAGAACUACUGGAACUCUCACCUUAGCAAAAGACUCAAGAACAACACGGCAGGAAAUAAGUCCAAAUGCAUGGGGGAAUCAGCUGGAAAGAGAGGUGACACUAAGGCCAACAACAAAAGGAAGCAAAAGGAGGACAACGAAGGCAUUAGCAGUCGAAAUGGAGAGGCUACUACAAAGACCAAGAUUUAUCUCCCACGGGCAACAAGGGUUUGUACAUCCUCGGUUGCAAAAUAUAUCAAUAAUAUUCAAAGCUUGAUUGGGUCAUCAUCUAGUAACGCAGAGGAUGGCGAUCAUACCAAUUGGGGCAUGUCUGGUCUUAAAGUUGCUAACAAUGGUGGACAAGCUUGGGCUUCCAAUAAUGAAGAAUUUGAUGGUCCAAUUUCUUUACAGAAAGAUAUUAUGUUAGAUGACAUCUUUGAGGAAUACCAGCAACUCCUCAAGGCAGAUGAUCAUGGUCAAUUGGAUUCCUUUGUGGAAUCUCUUUUGGCUUAAUUCGUACAAAUAAAAGGGUGUGCCCUAAUGCUCACUCCUACCUCCCCUCCUUUGCCACCCACUCCUUUUCUUAAUUUCCUGCCGUGUUUUUGCCGUAACACAACGUCGGGUCAGCAUUAAUAUGACGGCCUUAAUUAUUUGUAUCUCUUAUGGGCAAUAAUUAAUAAAACUGCAGUGAUAAAACAUAAGAAUUCAUUACA
Messenger RNA from Populus nigra (black poplar), 1151 nucleotides. Its product is annotated as transcription factor MYB13-like. The coding region runs from base 148 to 951 and encodes 267 amino acids. The record is from RefSeq and is a predicted model, not a curated record. The transcript is spliced from 2 exons. Lineage: Eukaryota; Viridiplantae; Streptophyta; Magnoliopsida; Malpighiales; Salicaceae.